AUGAGUUCCAUUUCUUCACACGAGGGUAGUGAGAAAGACGCCUUUUUUCCGCGGCCUCUUGAAACUCUUCCGCCGCGAUAUUCAUACUUGCGUAAAACCGACCUUCUCGACACACUCGAUGUCAUUGUGCGAUCGCGCGACACCGAUUCGUGGAGCGUGGCCGCAACGGUGGACGAUCAAGACUCUGUUAUCAGUGGCCAUGGUGGCGGAGGCAAUGGCCAUGCGCAAUACCCCAUUCUCAUGACGGACGACGCCAGCAGUCUUCCGUUAGAGUCACUGCGUGAAAUGGAUAUUCGCUCAUUCCACGACAGUGCCAGUAUACUUACGGACGAAGACAAGUAUCCUCGUUCUGUGGCAGCUGAAUGCGGUGAUGACGGUGCUCGUUCGCAGGCAGACUUCCAAUCAGACAGCAGUGAUGAAGACGAGGAUCUUGACCGACCGGUCGUUGUCGACGAUGAAAUUGCCGCUCCUCCUCAACCACAACCUAGCUUUGCUUCCGUCACAAGGCCAUACGCUGAGCUCUUGGAAGAGAACGAAGAGUUACGUGAACAGAUUCACGGUCUGCAACUGGCUUCCAAGCAUCAAGCAGAAGUCAUUGGUAAUUUGCGUGCUCUGCUGAAACCCGAUGCAAGUGCAGCAGGCCCUUAUGAACAUGUGAACAUGGAAUCAUACGUGCUGACCCCGUCAUCACAUCAAGACCAUGCUCAGAAACGUGAACCCUACAUUAUUGUCAACACCCGCACACUGACCCAACAAUUGGCGAGAUUGGCCGAACGAUUAACUUGCUUCGCUCGGGAUAUUGCUUGGACAGACGAUAUUGUUCAAAUUGAACAGGCCAUUUUCUCCCGCUUGGUCGAGACUUAUUUUGAAGCGCUUCCGUUUGGCACCGAAAAUCAACACCUGUUAAACACGGCGUAUGCAGAUCAAAUCCGCCGAUUUCAGUCGACGCUUGGUCCAGAUUUCGCCAAAUGGUAUCGUCGACAAACGGUGCAAUCGUUAUUCCUUAACCACGCUACAAAAGAGUACCUUCAACUAUUGCGAAGUGAAAUGACAUUAUGGUUACAAGAUUUCUUGGGUGCGGGCCACAUCGAGCAUAAACAACAAUGGGAGGAUAUUCUGGACUUAUGCAGUGGCCUUUCACUGGAGAUUCAUGCGGGUGAUACAGAUGUGUUUGCUCGAGCGAUUCCCCAAGGCACUCCUUACAACGAAGAAAUCAUGACCGUCAUCGGUGAUCAGGACGCGGAUAAAUCAAAAAUGGUCAAACUACUGGUCAGCCCGCUGUUCAUUGAUGAAGAACAAGCGGUACUUCUACCAGCACGGGUCAUAUUGGAAUAA
Molecule: messenger RNA, 1335 nt
Organism: Radiomyces spectabilis
Lineage: Eukaryota; Fungi; Mucoromycota; Mucoromycetes; Mucorales; Radiomycetaceae
Exons: 2
Coding region: 1-1335 (444 amino acids)
Source: RefSeq, a predicted model, not a curated record